AUGUUAGAGGCUGGAGCAACUGCUUUGGUAACAUUUGUAUUCCUCGCCUUUGCAUCAUGGUGCGUAGGUGAAGGUGGUGAAAUACUUGGCAAGAAGUACGAUGCAUCUAUCAUUGGAGGUUUGCUGAUAGCAUGGUUGAACACAGCACCCGAAGCUAUAUUCUUUGUAACAGCUCUGUCCAGUGGCAAUGUUAGAUUCGCCGUUGGUGCUGUCAGUGGCAGCUCAAUAGUUGUGUGUACUAUUGCACUUGGAUGUUGUAUUUGGAUUGGAACAAAGAAUAGAAGGGGAGGAUUGGUACAGCUACAGCCACCUGUUAGAAGACAGUGCCUUAUAUUGAUGCUAUCUCUAUUCAUUCCUCUGACACUGGCAAUGUUUGGCUUCAGCAUGAUUCUUGGAUUCGCUGGCGUUGGAUUCUAUCUAAUGUUCAUCUUGAACUCAUUGUUCUAUAAGCUGCCCGAGGUUGAGAAGGAGGACGACCUGGAGGCGGCGCACGAUGAGGAUGAGGAGGACGAGCAUGCCAAUGACUCGCUGGCCAAGGGCGUGGCAAUGCUGGUGCUUGGCGGCGCACUCAUCUGUUUCUUUAGCAAGCCUUUCAUCGACUCGGUUGUGGAACUGGCGUCAUCGCUGGACGUCAAUCCCAUUCUGCUGGCAUUCUUCCUGGCGCCCAUUGCCAGUGAGAUGCCCGAGAUCCUCGAGUCGAUAUCGCUGUCGAGGAAGGGCAAUUCGCAAUCGAUCAACAUUGCAUUCUCCAACCUCAUUGGUGGCACUAUCUCCAAGACGUCAUUCCUGAUGGGCGUGUUCUGCUUCUACGGCACCGUCUACACCUUUGAAUGGGAGUCGCCCACAUACACCCUGAGCAUCAUUCUCAUCAUCAUGUGCUCACUCUGCGCUGGUGCCAUUGGAUACUUUGCCAACAAACUUCAAUCAUACCAUGGCCUACUACUCUUUGCACUCUUUGCCGUCACUGGUCUCACUCAAUACUAUAACAAUGUAUCAAUCGAGACAUUACAGAUAUAA
This is a messenger RNA of Acytostelium subglobosum LB1, 1017 nucleotides long. RefSeq lists its product as hypothetical. Gene Ontology annotation, molecular function: calcium:proton antiporter activity. The coding region runs from base 1 to 1017 and encodes 338 amino acids. Gene Ontology annotation, biological process: calcium ion transmembrane transport; intracellular calcium ion homeostasis. The transcript has 2 exons. Lineage: Eukaryota; Evosea; Eumycetozoa; Acytosteliales; Acytosteliaceae. Gene Ontology annotation, cellular component: membrane. The record is from RefSeq and is a predicted model, not a curated record.